AAGCCAUUGGCACUGGACCACAGCAAUGUCCCUAAUAUAUCUCACACUAGCAUAAGCCAUAAGCAAACUUCAAUUAGUCAUGGCUCUAAGUUUCAACACUUCAAAUUCCCUGUAUGACUUUGUGGUUAGAGAGGGCAAUGGUGUGAAGGGUGUGUCAGACUUAGGUUUACCAGAGGUGCCAGAUAGGUACAUACAACCCCCCGAGGAGCGAAUCAACAAGCAAGAAUCAAGGACAUGUGAUGCUCCACCCAUUGACUUGUCAAAGCUCAAUGGGUUAGAGCAUGAGAAAGUGGUGGAUGAGAUUGUUAGAGCAGCUGAGACUCUUGGCUUCUUUCAGGUGGUGAACCAUGGUGUGCCUUUGGAGUUAUUGGAAUCACUUAAACAUACAGCUCACAAAUUUUUCAGCUUGCCACUAGAGAAGAAAACUUUGUACCGCGCCGGAGUUAGCCCAGCAGGGCCAGUCACAAGACUUGCGACUAGCUUUGUACCUGAGAAAGAGAAGACAUGGGAAUGGAAGGACUAUAUCAGUAUGAUAUAUAGAAGUGACGAAGAAGCUCUUCAGUAUUGGCCUAAUCUGUGCAGGGAACUAGUGCUUGAGUAUUUGAAAUUAUCAUCCAAGAUGGUUAGAGGCAUCGUGGAAAUCUUGAUACGUAACCUUGGGGUAACAAUAGAUGACUCAAAAACUGAACAAAUUAUGGGUGAUAAGGUAGUUAACUUUAACUACUACCCACCAUGUCCAAAUCCAGAGCUCACAGUAGGACUAGGGCGCCACUCAGACUUGGGAACUAUUACAGUGUUGCUCCAAGAUGAAAUUGGAGGUUUAUAUGUCAAAAUGGAAGAAGACAAUGAUGCUGGAAAAGAAGAGUGGUUAUUAAUUCCACCUAUCCCCGGAGCCCUAGUCAUCAAUAUUGGUGACAUUUUACAGAUACUGAGCAAUGGGAAGUACAAGAGUGCUGAACACCGAACAACAACAACUAGCACCAGAGCCAGGGUAUCAGUUCCAUUAUUUAUUCUGCCUAUAGCUACAGAGAGGAUUGGCCCAUUUCCAGAGGCAGUGAAGAAUGUUGGGUUUGCUCGAUACAGGGAAGUUCUAAUGCAGGAUUACAUGAACAAGUACUUUGGAAAUGCUCAUGAAGGAAAGAAGAAGAUUAUUGAUUUUGCAAGGAUCAACUCUGCCUAACUAAUAUAAAGAAUAAGAACUAUGAAAUUUUUGUUUCCUUUUCAUUUCAUGUUACAUAUUCAGUAAUAUUUGAUAAUAAUGAGUUCAAAAGAUUAUGUAUAAUCAUUUGCUAUCUUUCUCUUUCUGCAAACGGUAUAUGCAGAUCAAACACAAAUACGUAUAACAUUUAACAUCA
Molecule: messenger RNA, 1355 nt
Organism: Glycine soja
Lineage: Eukaryota; Viridiplantae; Streptophyta; Magnoliopsida; Fabales; Fabaceae
Product: scopoletin 8-hydroxylase-like
Exons: 3
Coding region: 80-1180 (366 amino acids)
Source: RefSeq, a predicted model, not a curated record